AUGACGACCGCAGUUGGCAUUGGCCGGCUGUCGCGGUCAGCCUCUCGUAUCGUCGGCAAGGCGGCGGCCGGGUUCCACCUGCUCCGCAUCGAGGCCUACUCGCAGACCAAGACGGUUCCCGCCGGCCGUUACAUCAACUCCGGCAACUUCUCCAUCGGCGGGUACUCGUGGCACCUAAAGUACUACCCCAACGGCCGCGACGCCAGCUCGGCCAACCCAGACUACAUCUCUCUGUACCUCCUGCUGCACGGGUACACCAGGCCUAACAACCUGCAGGCGCAGUACAAGUUGAGCAUCCUGGACCAGGCCGGCAACGUCGCGUACGGGCUCCCCGCCAAGACGGACAUCUUCAAGGGCGGCGACGACGACGACGACGACAGCGAAGAGCAGAUAAGCUGCGGCCACGAGCGCUUCAUACGCAAGGAGGACCUGGAGAGGCGCGAGGACCUGCUCAAGGACGACUGCCUGACGCUCCGCUGCGACGUCGGCGGCUUCUCAGAGCUCAAGACCUUGCCUCUCGCUCGCGAGGACAGCAAGGAGGAUGAUGAUGGUGAUGCUGCGGACGACGAUGAGUUUGGGUUGAAGCCGAGGCACCGUGGGUAUUCCGGCCGCCGUCGCCGUCGCCGCCCGGACGACAAGGAGUUCGUCCAGUGGUGCAUGGCCCAGAAACGCAUGGGUUAG
Messenger RNA from Lolium perenne, 681 nucleotides. RefSeq names its product BTB/POZ and MATH domain-containing protein 5-like. The record is from RefSeq and is a predicted model, not a curated record. Gene Ontology annotation, molecular function: protein binding. Gene Ontology annotation, biological process: protein ubiquitination. NCBI's taxonomy places the organism in Eukaryota, Viridiplantae, Streptophyta, Magnoliopsida, Poales, Poaceae.